CUGCGCACGUUUUGUCUCUGGCAGAGAUGGCAAUAGUGCCUGAUAACUUUAAUAUACCAUUUUUCCGGGCUAUCCCGCGAGGCCUGGAACCAGAGUCAUGGGUGUUGCUGGAAGGUAUCAUUCCACCACAGGGCAAAAGGUUCUAUGUGGACUUUGCUUCCAGACAAGUCGAGGAGGGAAACAAGCCUCUGAGGCUCACCGUCAGCUUCGAGGGACCCCCGUCUUCCCCUGGCCGGGUGACCCUCAACAGCUUCGCGGACCAGCAGUGGGGGGAGGGUCUGACGGUGACGGCCCCUUUCCAGCGAGGCCAGGUGUUCAGGAUUCAAAUCAUCGUCACCCGGAUGGGCUACAAGAUCCUGGAGAAAGACAUUUCCCUUUGUGAGUUCCGCCACCGCCUCCCGGCAAACAGCAUCCGCUUCCUGGAGGUCAACGGGGAAGUCAAGCUCCAGAACGUGGCCGUAAGCUGGGAGGGCAACAGGGCGCCAAGGGGCCGCAUCCUGCCAGCAUUGGGCAUGGGCCGCUACACACGUUAG
Molecule: messenger RNA, 533 nt
Organism: Lacerta agilis (Sand lizard)
Lineage: Eukaryota; Metazoa; Chordata; Lepidosauria; Squamata; Lacertidae
Product: galectin-7-like
Exons: 4
Coding region: 27-533 (168 amino acids)
Molecular function (GO): carbohydrate binding
Source: RefSeq, a predicted model, not a curated record